This is a messenger RNA of Aspergillus ruber CBS 135680, 1397 nucleotides long. Its product is annotated as GPI anchored serine-threonine rich family protein. The transcript is spliced from 2 exons. The record is from RefSeq and is a predicted model, not a curated record. The coding region runs from base 376 to 954 and encodes 192 amino acids. Lineage: Eukaryota; Fungi; Ascomycota; Eurotiomycetes; Eurotiales; Aspergillaceae.
CAUUCCUCAUCAACUCUGAAGCCCAAGAUUCCUAUCACAUACUUCUGUCUCUGACAUUCAACCCAAAGGGAAAAAAAACAAACCUUGAACUACUUUAAAAAGAAAGUGCCAAUCAGGUAACGUUCCCUGUCGUACCUACCUCGAAAAGUUCCUCAGUUGCGCUUGCUGUUUCUGUCGCUUGUGAUCUAGGAAAGUACGUCCGGCUACUCGACCUAUUCCGUCUACGAAACGAUUCCAUUGUCUCUUCAACAUCUUCGCUAAAUACACUUCUCGCAGCGUACCAACAUAUCCUAUUACUGGAUAGCAGCCGUUAUCAUUGCAUUUGCACCGCUAUAUACGUUUAUCGACUUCAUCACUUCCAUCAGUACCAUCACGAUGCACUUCUCCAACGCCGUUCUUGCUUUCGGAGCUUGCUUGUCCCAGCUCGCUGUCACGGUUCAAGGCUUCGCAUUCACCGAAUGGCCUAAGGAGAUCCACCCUGGACACUCCACCACGGUGAAGUGGGACGGAGCAUCGAGUGCGCUUGUUACGAUCGAGUUGGCUAGAGGCGAAUCAACCAACCUGCACCGCGUCAAGACCAUCACUGCCGAGGUUCCCGGUGACGCUGGCUCUUUCACCUGGGUUCCCAAGGACGAUAUCGAAGAUGGUGAUGACUACGCCCUAACCAUCAAGCAAGGUGACGAGACCAACUACACCGGGCAUCUGAAGGUCAGCCAUGAUGAGACGCACAUCCCACUCGCGAAGGGCCCUAAUCCUUCGAAUGCCACGACCACCACGCUCUCUACGGCUCGCCCUACCCACACGAAUGCUAAGUCGUUGUCCGAUGAUUCUCACAUUGUUUCCGGCAAGAGCACUGUGGGCCAUGGCGAGCAGACUGGCGCAGCUUCGUUUAUCGGUGUGUCUGUUAACUUAGCACUGGGGGCUGUCGCUGCGGUUUUCGUCUUGACGACAUAGAGGAUAUAAUUGGAAUUUGCACGCACUUUGGAUUGGUCGUAUUUUGCAUUUCUUGGGUCAACUGGAUUGCUCCAAGCAGAAAAAGAAAAUGUUAUCUUGUACGCGCUGGUUUUGUUUUGAUGGCUGGUGUAUAUAUGGACCGGAGUCACAUAUCUGUACUUUUAUACGUGUUACGGCGUACGGUGGGAGGAACCAUGGUUUACGUGUUCGUCUUGGUCAUUUUGGCGCUUUUGUCUGUUCAUGGUCAUUUUCACGAAUUGCUUCCUGUCUCUUACGAGACGAGUCAAUCAUGGGUUUUACUGCUAUAAUCGAUCCAUACAAUAUGAAGAAUUGAUAUCUCCCUUACCUUGCUCUGAUCUGUCAUAUCUCCAUGCAUCGCUCGUAGAAUAUCUAUCGUUUGUCAAUAUCUUUAAUUUUGGCUAAAUGAGUAAAGUGCCUUUUUG